Molecule: messenger RNA, 471 nt
Organism: Plasmopara halstedii
Lineage: Eukaryota; Oomycota; Peronosporomycetes; Peronosporales; Peronosporaceae
Exons: 3
Coding region: 1-471 (156 amino acids)
Source: RefSeq, a predicted model, not a curated record
AUGAGCCCUGUGUCAAUGACACCAAAAAGUCCAAGUCUCGCUGGUUCCGACGGCGAGCACAGGCAGAGCCCAACUUCGUCCCCCGCACUCGGUGCAACGUCGGACAUUGCGUCCGCAGCACCGAGGGAUGUAUAUUCUAGGCUCAAUGAGCACAAGCGUCGUGCUCCGCGCACGCUAUCAGUGACGAACGACCUCGUUGAGGAUGUGGGGUUGGUCGACUACGAGUCUGACAACCCUUUUCCCGCAUGGUAUAACGAGGAAAGCGAGCUGCACCAGCAGCGUGAUACGAGCCCUGCUCGCGCCUUGCAGACCGCAUGUCCGUUCCCUGACUUCUCGUCAACUGAGGAACGUGGUAGCGAAACUACUCCACGACAAAGCCAUUUGCCAACUUGGCUUGACUGUGACAAUUGUUCAAGCUUUCAUAGGCUCAAGACGAUUCUUGUAUUGUUGCUUCCAAGAUCAACUCCAUGA